Ceratosolen solmsi marchali is the source of this 1188-nucleotide messenger RNA. Its product is annotated as ribonuclease P protein subunit p38-like. Gene Ontology annotation, molecular function: ribonuclease P RNA binding; ribonuclease P activity. Gene Ontology annotation, cellular component: ribonuclease MRP complex; nucleolar ribonuclease P complex; fibrillar center. The record is from RefSeq and is a predicted model, not a curated record. Gene Ontology annotation, biological process: tRNA 5'-leader removal. NCBI's taxonomy places the organism in Eukaryota, Metazoa, Arthropoda, Insecta, Hymenoptera, Agaonidae. The transcript has 5 exons. Bases 23 to 1180 code for a protein of 385 amino acids.
UGCUUUGUUUUAUUUCUUCGCCAUGGCCACUCCAAUUUUAUCGAAACCUCAACAAAGAAAGUCACUCUCAGCGAAAAAGACACCGAUAAGAGGCUUGAAAAAUGUUUUAGGCCAACCAUUCGAAAUGACCUGGCCUCAUCUCCAAAAUGAUCAGGAUUCAGUAUUGGAGAAUCUUUUAAGAAAGUUAUUAAUAGUGUUAAAACCCGCCGAACACAAAAUUUCAUGGUCAAAACUUUAUAAAAUGAACAAGGAAGAGCGAUCGGCUGCAAAGAAAGCCGCUCUGUCUAGCUGCACCGAUAAUAGCAACAAAUUCAAUUUAAACUCUGUGAUUUUUGGAAUUAAUAAAGUUACAAGAUCUUUGGAGAAAGAUGACGUGAGCUGUAUAUUGUUAGACGCCAAUGUGGAUCCUAAAUUACUAGUCAAACACAUAGUCCAAAUGGCUGAACUUAAAGGGGUGCCAACUCUUUUAAUAUCUUUUUUGAAAAUAGUAACAUUAGAUACAAUCGGGUUUGCUUCUGCAGCAGUUGCUCUAAAGAAACAGGUACAAACUUCGCCCGAUGAUUACUUCUAUUCAUUAUUUGAAAAGAUCUCGGAAUUAUCCUUAGAAUUUGUAAAUUUAAAAAGGCCUGUGCGUUUGUUUGAAGAAAACUUACCAGUGGAUGAAUUGAUUCCAAAACAAACUCAAAAACAGAAAACAAACAAAGAUGAUAAUGAAAGUGAAUUUGAUAAUGUUUUCUUAAUUAGAAAGUCAAAGAAAGAAAGAGUCUUUAUUCCACCAACUUCUAAGAUGAAAAAAGAAACUGAAAAAGUAGAUUUAAAUUUUAUACCUCUUUCCGAUGAUAAACAAUUUGUUCAUAACGAGAAAAUGCCAUCAAGGUUCUUUGAAGCACCUAUUCUAGGUAAUCCCAAAAGCGAUAAACCUAGUAAUAGUGAAAAAAAUAGCGAUAAUGAGGGAUCCAACGAUAGUGAUAACGUGGUAUCAAAUAAUAGUAAUAACGAGGUAUCACAGAGAAAGGGUGGUAAAAGGAAAUUAAAAAGGACCACCGAACACGUUAAUCAGGAUAAAGUCAUUUAUCAACCAUUAAAAGUAAAACGUGUGCAAGGUAACGAAUUUCGGUCAAAAGCAACGAAACUCUCUAAACAGAAAAGAAAACAACAAAGAAAAACGAUUUAUAAAUAAACAAAGUA